Molecule: messenger RNA, 2964 nt
Organism: Tinamus guttatus (white-throated tinamou)
Lineage: Eukaryota; Metazoa; Chordata; Aves; Tinamiformes; Tinamidae
Source: RefSeq, a predicted model, not a curated record
UAUAACUGCUUUAAAUUUUCAGACAGUGGGAGUAGCUCACCGUUGCCCAAGUAUGCCUCAUCUCCCAAACCAAACAACAGCUACAUGUUCAAACGAGAGCCCCCAGAGGGAUGUGAGCGAGUGAAGGUCUUUGAGGAAAUGUCGUCUCGUCAGCCUGUCGCAGCCCCUCUCUUUUCAUGUCCUGACAAAAACAAGGUUAAUUUCAUCCCAACCGGAUCAGCUUUCUGUCCUGUAAAGCUCCUGGGCCCCCUGCUUCCUUCUUCAGACCUGACGCUGAAGAACUCUCCAAACUCUGGCCAAAGCACAGCUUUGAGCUCGCUGACUGUCGAGCAGCUUGCGACUCGGGUCUCUUUCUCCUCUCUGUCGGAUGACACCAGCACAAUGGACUCUACAGAGGUCUCGGUACAACCACCCCAGCAGCAGCAGUCGCUUUUGCAAGAAAUUCAGACUGAAGAGCAUUCCUCUCCUCAGAGCUACGUGUUAAUCUAGACGCAGGCGGAGCAGGUCUCUGCCCUGAAACGAGGACUGAGGAACCCAUAGUUCAGAUACAUCUGCAUGAGGUGGCAACCUUCCAGAACAAAACAGAAUACUUAUCAGCAGUCUAAAAAAUAUCUCAACACUGUUCUUGGCAGGGACAGAAUUCAUAUUCAGCAUUUUUUUUUUUGGUGAAAAAGCAGUGAUGCCUGCAGAAUCCAUAUAUCAUUAAGCGUUUUAAGUGGAGACUAUGCAUUUCAUAGUAUGUUUGACCAGAUUAGUACUGUGUCCUGUGUUCUGUUUCAAAUUCUACAGUAUAAAUAAGCUCUAUAUAUAUAUAAAAAAGUUGCCUGUCUGAAUAGAAAAUGUCUUGCUGUGUUGUGUCCUAUGGAAAAUACUGUACUUCAGGAUUAUGUUUACAAUUGAUCCAGGUGUUUAUGUUUCUAACUUCUGUAAUACACACAAUGCAAAAAAAAAAAAAAAGAAAAUUAAAAAAAAAAUGGCCACAACAGUUGCACAGUGCCCACCCUAUGGCCUAGCUUCAGGUACUUCUCUCGAAGUGUAAACUCAGGUAACUUGGAAUGUAUAUCAUAUUGGGAACUUAAAUAUUUUACAGCUACAAAGCUAAAGAGGGAACAUCACUCUUUUGCCUUUCCUUAUUUUAUGCAUUAAUAUUUCCUCAUUACAUUCCACUUUCUUGGAAUAAGUGCAUUCAGAUCCAGGUGACCCUGGACAUGGGUGAACAUGAGGAGAACCAGCAAAUCUGUGAUGUAUAUCACUUUGUCAUGUGCUUACAAGUAAAACAGCUGUUGCGUUUACUGUCAUUUCAAUAUAUGUAAAAUGUGGCAUUUACAGGUUUCAGGUGUUGCUCAGUUACUGACUGUUAAACUGUUGCAAAUAAAGUGUUCAGUGCUAGGCUGUACAUGAGAAACAUUCCAUGUUGUGUGUGAAAGGAUUUUGAAAGACAAGAAUGUUUUUGUUCAGCUACAGAAAUUCUUUCAGGUUUCACAGGGGGUGAUGGGGAUUUCCUCUCAUGUUUUUGUUGGCAGUUAAGGAUGUGAAAUGCUACUGUUACCGACUACAAGUCAAAUUAAUGUUUAGUUUCUCUUUUGGAAAUGUUCAUUCAUUUGCUGGUUGGAAAUAGGUUUUCAGAUUUUGUUUAAGCAGUGUUAGAUGAGCAGCAUUUUAUUUAUGUAGUGAGUAAUUGUGUUUGGAUUUAAGUCCAAAAGUAGCAAGUGAGUGUUUUAAAGAGGGGCGGGGAAAACAAUAGUUUUAAGUACAUGUUGCUUAAUCAAAGUUUCUCCGAUAACUUUCAGUUACCUAAGUUCUGUGUAUAAAAGUGUUUUUUUUUUUUUUUUUUUCCUCUCCUCCUUAAAUGUGAAUAAAAAUCCCAGUAAGUAUGUCCUGGUUCUGCAGGCUGGACACUUUCUUAAAAUAGCGCAUGGCAAGAGCUGUGUAGUGGUGCUCCUCCGUUGCACCGGCACAACCAGGGCGCCGCGUUCAGAGCUAAUUUCCUGUGAUACAAAGAGGACCCCAGAGGCAAAAUAAACUUGAUGUUCUUGCUCCAUGGCUUUCAGCGCAGCGGAACUGCGUUUAUGCCGUCUGCUCCUCGGAGAACAAGGUUCACCUUUUCCAGGAAUUGAGGAGAUCAGUAGCCUGCAGCUACGGAGCAUUUAGACUCGCUCCAUUGCUUUUUUUUCUUUUGAAGAUGAGCUGGGAGGCGGGGUGAGAGUAAGCCACCAAUAACUGCCCACUGAGCAUGUGUUUUCUUUGGAUAUGAAGGAGCAGAGCUUCUUUGUUAUUGCGAAGGUUUCGUUGAUACUGUCUUGCAAGGUGGAAUUUGCAGCCUAUAAAAGUUACUGGGUUUUGAGUCCCCUUGCAGAAAAUGCAUAAGGAGAGAGCAGUCUGCCUAAGCAUUUUCAUAUGAAAAACCUUGAAACACAACAGCCAUCUUUAACCCUACUAAUCUCAGGCCUAGGAGAAAGCACUGUAUGUUUUAUAGACUGAAGAUAAAGGGGAGAAAGUACUUGUGAGUAUCAAUUCCUUUUAAUAUUUUACUUUCUAGAUUAACGGGGCAGUAUGAUGACCUUUUUGUGCUCUGGUUCUGUCCAGGUAAGGAGCUGCAGUCUCAGUUACUGGUGGUAGCUCACCAAGGGAGGCGACGAGUGGGUUGGAGAUCAGUGGUGAAUUCUGUGUGACGUUUGCCAUGCCAUGACUUGUUCUUUAUUUUAUUUUUCCAUGAGAAACUAAAUAUUAAUUAUAUUGCACAUUUGUUCUUAGCAGGUUUGAAGGUUUUGAACCAAAUGUGUUAAAGCUAGUGCUUUGCCAUGUAAAUUUCCCAGCAGUUGUUUAUCUCAAUUGUAUUCUACAUUCAGCUGUAGAAACCUGUCAAAUAUUGUUUAAAGUUUUGUACAUAGUUGUACUGUUAUUUCUAGCCACUGUGCUCAACAGUAUUCAAGUUAUCACCCAAUAUUGCUUUACAUGAGGAAA